GUAGGGGAGUUCGCGGAGGUGCAUGGCAUCGGGGAUAGCAUCGUGCGUUGCAACCGCUGCUGUCGCACGGCAAAGGAGUGCAACUACAGGAUCAAAGCGAAGGGUCAGUCGACUUACCAGUGCGACGCGUGCAACGCGAACGGGGUGCGCCUUUCCCGGAGGUUCGGACAGUGGCCGCCAAGUUUCGCUAAAAUGAAGAGUGAGUUCAAGCAGCAUUUCUACAAGGAUCUGGCAGAAGAUCCUGGGCUGUCGAACCUCGAUCGCAUUGAAGCCUUCGUGGUCAGCUCAAUCACUGUCCAACGGAUGGAGGAGGAGCGCGUCCGCAAGGGUGGCAAGUACCUUCCGCUGAGGAAGUGGGCGCACGACGGCUUCGACGCAAAAAAGAUCGAAGCUAAUGUGCAGGAUAAGAAGUGGAACCCUGAUCUCGGGGAGUGGACGCACAGGCCGCAAUUGGAGGCGGCCUGGAGCGAGACAGCGGAGGCCGCAGUGCGCAACGAGCUCUGCACCGAUAAGAGGACGCAGGCGAAGCAGAGCGGCCCGCGGGCAGCGGCCUCGACGGGCGUCGCAGAGCACGGCGGCGACAAGGGCGACAGAAGCGACGAGAGCGACAUGUCCAGAUCCAGGAGCCGCUCGCGCGGCGACCGCGACAGGAGCAAGAGCCGCCGCAAGGGCAGGAGCAAGAGCCGCGGCAAGAGCAAGGACAGGAGCAAGAGCAGGGAUGAGGACGCUGAGAAGGAGCGGAGGCGGCAGGAGGCGAGGGAGAAGGCCGAGCAGGUCAAGAAGGAGACGCAGGAGAAGAACCUGGCGCUGAAGUGGAUCGGCACCGCAACGAGGCUCGAGACAGAGCUGGACGGGUACCUCGAGCAUGAGAAGGCGGACAAGGUGCCGUCAUGGGCUGUGAAGAACGCGAAGGCGGCGAGGAAGUCUGUGGCAGUCAUGAAGGCGGUGGCGCAGAAGCGCGCGCACAGCGGCGCGGCGUUGACGAUCGCGCAGGACGGGGCCAUCAGCAUCCAGAAGGAUGCGAGCUCGGCGGCGAGGGCCAUCGCGGGGAUGCUCAAGGAGGCGCAGAAGCACAGCACCUGA
This is a messenger RNA of Prorocentrum cordatum, 1083 nucleotides long. NCBI's taxonomy places the organism in Eukaryota, Dinophyceae, Prorocentrales, Prorocentraceae. The record is from the annotation of a GenBank genome assembly.